AUGUGCAGGUACCAGCAGGAUGACAGGGAUCUGGAAGAGGCGCCGUCGAGCUCGCCGCGGCUUGUGGCGGUGUGCGUCGACAGUGGCAGGAACAGCGUGAGCGCGUUAAAGUGGGCCGUCGAGGAGGCGCUCGCGGGGAACAGGAACAGCCAGCCCCAGCCCAUCGUCCUCGUCCACGUCAAGAAGCCGGCGCAGCCGCGCGUCAGGGAGAUCCUCCUCCCGUUCCGCGUCUUCUGCGCGCGCAAAGGCAUGCUUUUCGCGGAGUUGGGUAAAGAACCGCCCCGGGAGCUCCUACAUAAUAUUGGAACUCCGAGCAAUAUGAAUCGACAACAAGAGCCUGUUACAUUCAACACCCUGGUUUACGAACAGUGA
This is a messenger RNA of Triticum turgidum subsp. durum (durum wheat), 372 nucleotides long. The record is from the annotation of a GenBank genome assembly. Lineage: Eukaryota; Viridiplantae; Streptophyta; Magnoliopsida; Poales; Poaceae.